AAUUGAGACCCCAAAACUGAGAUUCCAAUUCCAUUGUCUUCUCUCACUCUCUCUCCAGACAGCAAUUCAAUUCACCUCGUGACAUGACACCCCACCCCCCGAAAUUCACGACAUUUUCUCACUCUCCCGAAUCAAUCCCAUUAUUUCCUCACCUUAUAUAAUCAUCAUUACUUCUUCCUUCCCAUCUCUCAAUUCCCAGACCUCUCCCUCCCUCCUGUGCCAUCUCAGAAGCGUUAUGUCUACAUGAUAACGGCGUUCAUGCUCGCCACAGCGAUUUCUACCAUCACUCAGGACUCAAUAUAUAUCUUGCAUUUAGCAUGAUCACAUACGACCAAGAUCCGGAUGUUAUUCGCUGGGGACUCGAGCUCUUUGAUGGCGAUCCUUAUUCUAAUUUUGGAUAUUGUGGUUCCAUCUCCCAACAUAAUACAGAUUGCUAUCCGGGGCAAUAUUUGAAAGGGUAUCAGUAUGAGGCAGACUGCAAUUAUGCAGGAGACCAGAACCUUAAUGUAGACAGCCUUCACGAACAACUAUCACAACUUUCAGUGAAUGAACCAAUCAAGCCCUACCAAGAUGGCAUGGAGCACCAAACUUCGUUUUGUUCACAGGAUUGGUACCCGCAUUCAUUGGGGAACUACAACUAUGUUGUCGACGGAUAUGAUGGUCAACAUGAAGAAGAAACUGUUUUGGGAAUUCCGGCUUCGUGUUGUAGUCCUGGAGAUGAAUUGUACUGCGAUGAAGAGUGGUCGAGUUCACUAGAACUAAUGGAUGAGCAUGCUUUUGAUGGUGAAGUUGGCAAAAGAUUGAACCAGAUGGUCUCUAUUCCUCACAUUCCAAAAAUUAACGGUGAAAUACCCUCAGUAGAUGAAGCAACUUUAGAUCAUCAAAGGCUUCUGGACAGAUUACAGGUCUAUGAACUGGUUGAAUUCAAGGUUCAAGGAGAUGGUAACUGCCAGUUCCGAGCUCUGUCAGACCAAUUUUAUCGUACUCCUGAGCAUCACAAAUUUGUCCGGGAGCAGAUUGUAAACCAGCUUAGGUCUCUCCCAGAGAUCUACGAGGGAUAUGUGCCCAUGGCUUAUGACCAAUAUCUGAUAAAGAUGAAAAAGAACGGGGAGUGGGGAGAUCAUGUCACGUUGCAAGCUGCUGCAGAUUCCUAUGGUAUAAAGAUAUUUGUCAUAACGUCGUUCAAGGAUACCUGUUACAUUGAGAUUCUCCCGAACAUUCAAAAGUCGGAAAGAGUUAUUUUCCUUAGCUUCUGGUCCGAGGUUCAUUACAACUCAAUAUAUCCUGCUGGAGAUUGCCCCAGGUUUCGGAUGAAGAAGAAGAAGAAGAGGUGGCAGGCUGCUCAACACGAGCAUGUUGAGUUACCAGAAGACUAUAACUGAUGAAUGCAAUGGCAAUAGCUAGGCACCUCAAGUUAACUUUGAUAUGGACUUAUUGGUGUUACUUGAUGACCUGAUGAUCCGGAAUAAGCAGCACGUCUGCAGGCGAAAGAGCUUGGGGCCACUGCUAACCACCAACUCUAUCAUCGACUAUCUCUACCAAGGCAACAAGAGCUGAUUCUUUCUGAAUAAAAUGAAAUCUGAGAGAGUGAAAAAUUUCUCUUGAUGACCAUCUUUUCUGUUGAUCUAUGAACCUUUAUAAUUUAGUUGAUGCAGUUUUAUUAGAGAGGCAGGAAACAUAUCAUGGAACUUUCCAUUUUUACUUGCCAACAUGGAUAAUUCCUUACUCUUUUUAUCUGCCUUUAUUUAAGAGGAUCAAUAAUGGUUCUUUAUUUAUCCCAUGAUAACUUGAACUCCCGACCUAUUGAAGGAAAAUUCCUUACUUUAUUUCAGGUGCUAAUGCUUCAAUUUCGUCAAGUGUUUUUGUGAGAAAACAUAAUGAUACUACUUUUUAUUUAUUUAUUUUUAUGUUUUACUAUGUUUUAUUUUAUAUUUUAUAUUUUAUAUUUUUUAUUCAUUCUCUUUUUAAAAUUUUUUUUUUGUAGUAGUACUACUACUAUAGUAUAGAGAACGUGUAUGAAAUCUUGCAUUUUCAGGAAUGAUAUUUAUACCAUUGAUUAAUCAACAAUUUAAUCAACAAAUUUAUACCAUUGUUGAUUAAUCAAGAAAUUGUGUAUAAAAUUGUUGAAUUCCACAAUUGAAGAUAAAGUACUCCAUAUAGUUGAAAUUAACUGCCUAGUGAGGAACCAAUCUUCUAGAAUAAUUCUUUCCCCCUACUCCUCGAGUCUCUACUUAGCCACAUUGGGCGACGCCUUAUCCACAGCUUCACUCAACUCAACACAACUCCCAUUUUCCUCUUCUUCAAUUCUCUCGCAGAAAUGGCUUCCGCCAACGCUAUCUCUUCCGCUUCCAUCCUUCCUUCUCCUUCUAAAGAGUGGCGAUUGAAGAACAGUAGAGCGAGCCAAUUGCGGCAGGGACAGAAGCAGAAGCAGAAGCAGAAGCAGAAGCAGAGCAAGAACCGGUUUGUGGUGAGGGCUAAUGCUAAGGAUAUUGCUUUCGACCAGAAAUCCAGGUCUGCCAUGCAGGCCGGCAUCGAUAAGCUCGCCGACGCCGUUGGCCUCACUCUCGGCCCCAGAGGGAGGAAUGUUGUUUUAGAUGAGUUUGGUAGCGUAAAAGUUGUGAAUGAUGGGGUGACUAUCGCGAGGGCCAUUGAGUUGCCUGAUCCCAUGGAAAAUGCUGGUGCUGCAUUGAUCUGAGAGGUUGCUAGCAAGACGAAUGAUUCUGCUGGUGAUGGCACCACCACAGCGUCGAUUCUUGCUCGUGAAAUCAUCAAACUCGGUCUCCUCAGUGUCACCUCUGGUGCCAAUCCGGUGUCGCUGAAGAGGGGCAUUGAUAAGACUGUGCAGGGUUUGAUUGUCGAGCUUGAGAAGAGAGCUAGGCCCAUCAAAGGAAGGGAUGACAUCAAAGCUGUUGCUGCAAUCUCUGCUGGCAACGACGAGAGCAUUGGAACUAAGAUUGCGGAUGCAGUUGACAAGGUUGGACCGGAUGGUGUCUUGUCAAUCGAGUCAUCUUCCUCCUUUGAGACCACGGUCGAUGUGGAAGAAGGAAUGGAGAUUGAUAGAGGAUACAUCUCCCCACAAUUUGUCGCCAACCCUGAGAAGCUGCUCGUGGAGUUUGAGAAUGCGAAAGUGCUAGUUACGGACCAGAAAAUUUCCUCAAUCAAGGACAUCAUCCCUCUCUUGGAGAAGACGACACAGUUGAGAGCACCUUUGCUCAUCAUUGCAGAAGAUGUCACAGGGGAGGCUUUAGCCACCCUCGUUGUAAACAAGCUUCGUGGCAUAGUGAGCGUGGCAGCAAUCAAAGCACCCGGUUUUGGAGAGAGAAGGAAAGCCCUUCUUCAGGAUAUUGCCAUUAUGACUGGAGCUGAGUAUCAAGCAACUGAUUUGGGCCUAUUUGUGGAGAAGACUGAUGUGGAUCAGUUGGGAACUGCAAGAAAGAUCACAAUCAGCAAAGAUUCGACAACGGUGAUUGCAGAUGCUGCCUCUAAGGAUGAGCUGCAGGCGAGGAUUGCUCAGCUCAAGAAGGAGUUGAGCGAGACUGAUUCUGUGUACGACACCGAGAAACUAGCGGAGAGAAUCGCUAAGCUGUCGGGUGGUGUUGCUGUGAUCAAAGUCGGAGCAGCAACGGAGACGGAGCUGGAGGACAAGAAACUGCGCAUAGAGGACGCCAAGAAUGCAACAUUUGCAGCCAUUGAUGAAGGGAUUGUCCCCGGAGGUGGAGCUGCGUUGGUCCAUCUGUCGGGUUAUGUCUCCACCAUCAAGGAGACGCUCGAGGACCCAGACGAGCUACUCGAUGCUGACAUCAUCCAGAAGGCGCUGAUAGCACCUGCGUCUCUGAUAGCACAGAAUGCGGGGGUGGAGGGAGAGGUGAUAGUGGAGAAGGUGAGGGCUAAGGAGUGGGAGUUUGGGUACAAUGCGAUGUCUGAUACCUUCGAGAACUUGCUGGAAGCGGGAGUGAUCGACCCAGCUAAGGUGACGAGGUGUGCAUUGCAGAAUGCAGCCUCUGUGGCCGGAAUGGUGCUAACCACUCAAGCCAUUGUGGUGGAUAAACCCAAGCCGAGGGCGUUCCCUGCGGCUGCUGGCUCUGCUACUGAUGCCCCAGUCGGCAGUUAUUCACUGUAGAAUAGGUUUUGAAAUGGGAAGUCACAUGCUUCUACUUUGUAGGAUUAAUUCAACGCGGGAGAGAGAGAGAGAGAGAGAGUUCCAGGAUUGUUGUUGUUGCCUAACAUAAAAACAGUUUUGCCAUUUGGAAAGGAAAUUGCAUUAGUUUAUCGCUUA
This is a messenger RNA of Salvia splendens (bonfire salvia), 4276 nucleotides long. RefSeq names its product ruBisCO large subunit-binding protein subunit alpha, chloroplastic-like. Gene Ontology annotation, biological process: protein deubiquitination; protein refolding. The record is from RefSeq and is a predicted model, not a curated record. Gene Ontology annotation, molecular function: ATP binding; ATP-dependent protein folding chaperone; cysteine-type deubiquitinase activity. Bases 318 to 1382 code for a protein of 354 amino acids. The transcript has 18 exons. Lineage: Eukaryota; Viridiplantae; Streptophyta; Magnoliopsida; Lamiales; Lamiaceae.